Molecule: messenger RNA, 1644 nt
Organism: Lodderomyces jiufengensis
Lineage: Eukaryota; Fungi; Ascomycota; Pichiomycetes; Serinales; Debaryomycetaceae
Exons: 1
Coding region: 1-1644 (547 amino acids)
Biological process (GO): carboxylic acid transport; transmembrane transport
Cellular component (GO): plasma membrane
Molecular function (GO): carboxylic acid transmembrane transporter activity
Source: RefSeq, a predicted model, not a curated record
AUGGCUACAAGAGAUUUACCAAAAUCAUUCAACCAAUUUUGUUUUGGUUGGAUCGAUCAAAUUCGUGAUGAAAUGACAUUAGGUAAAACACAAGAUGAAUUAAUUGAAAAAGAUUUAGCUGUUAAAAUUAAUGAUAAUAAAUUAGAUUAUUCAUCAUCAGAAGAUGAAGAUUCAAUAGAAACAAAAGUUAAAUUUAAUAAUUUAUGGCCUGCUUUUGCUUCUGGUGCAGGAUUAUUUUCUGAUGGUUAUGUAAAUGCAGGUAUUGGUAAUGUUAUUUCAAGUUUAAAAAUCAUUUAUGGUAAAGAAUUCACUCAAAGUAAUGCUAUGUCAAAUAUUGGUUCUAUUGCUUUUGUUGGUACUGUCAUUGGACAAUUAAGUUUUGGUGUUAUUAGUGAUCAUAUGAGUAGACAUAGUGGGAUGAUGAUUGCUAAUGUUAUGUUGAUCGUUUUUACUUUGUUAUGUGCUGUUGGAUCAUGGGGUAAAACUACUCAAGGAUUCUUUCAAUGUUUAACUGUUUGGAGAUUUUUUUUAGGUAUUGCAAUUGGAUCAGAAUAUCCAACAAGUUCAGUUAUUGCUUCUGAAUUUGCUAAUCAAUUACCAUCAGGUCAUAGAAAUAGAUAUUUUGCUUGGUUUACAAAUAUGAUGAUUGAUUUAGGUUUCGUAGUUGCAAGUUUUGUUCCAUUAGUAUUGUUAUGGAUUUUCAGUACAAGACAUUUAAGAGCAGUUUGGAGAUUAAGUAUUGGAUUAGGAGUAGUACCACAAAUUAUUUUGUUUUUAGUUAGAUUAAAAUUAAAAGAUUCAAAAAGUUUUACAAAAUUACAUAUGAAAAAAGUUAAUUAUAAGGAUUAUCCACUUUGGUUAAUUGUAAAAUUUUAUUGGUUUAGAUUAUCAGUUAUAUCUUUGAUCUGGUUCAUUUAUGAUUUUUCAGUUUAUUCAUUUGGUACUUUUAAUACUAUUAUAAUUGGGGAAAUUAUUCCAAAUGGAUCAUUAUAUCAACAAUGGGGUUGGUCAGUUGUUUUCAACUUAUUUUAUAUGCCUGGUGCUUUCGUUGGUGCUUUUGUUGGAGAUUAUUUAGGUCCAAGAUUAACUUUAGCUCUUGGAGUUGGUAUUCAAGGUAUUAUUGGUUUUGCAAUGUCAGCAAAACUUGACGACUUAAAGAAACAUGUUGCUGGAUUCGUUGUUGUUUUUGGAAUUUUCUCAACUUUUGGUGAAUUUGGACCAGGUAAUAAUACUGGAUUAUUAGCUUCAAAAACUUGUGCUACUCCUAUCAGAGGUCAAUAUUAUGGUAUUGCAGCCGCUAUUGGUAAAAUUGGUGCUUUUGUUGGUACUUGGGUAUUUCCAGCUAUUCAAAAACAUUAUGCUUAUUCUGAUAAAUUAGCUUUACAAGUACCAUUUUAUGUUAGUUCAGCAUUAUGUUUAUUUUCUGCUUUAUUAGCUAUAUUUUUUGUACCACCAGUUGGACAAGAUUCUAUAAAUAAAGAAGAUAAAUUAUUUUUAGAAUAUUUAACUGAAAAUGGAUUUGAUAUUAGAAAAUUAGGUGAUUAUGGUACUGUUGAUCUUUCAAAUAGUCCUAUUGAAACUAGUGAUGAUGUUGUUUAUGAUACUAAAAAUGAAGACGUUCAUAUUCAACAAAAAGAUCUUUAG